AUGGAAAACUACAACGAUGACCUCUACCCAUUGGCGUUGCUAAUGGACGAAUUGAAGCACGACGACGUGUCCAAUAGAGUCGAGGCUAUGGAGAAGUUGGACACCAUCGCUAUCGCCUUGGGACCCGAAAGAACCCUCAAGGAACUCAUUCCGUUUCUUAACGACGUGGCCCAAGACGACGAAGAGGAAGUGUUUGCCGUUCUUGCAGCCAAGCUCGGUGACUUCGUGCCCUUGAUCGGUGGCACAGCUCACUGCCUGCCUUUGAUCGAGAUCUUGACCAUUUUAGUGCUGAUGGAAGAGCCUAUAGUCCGCGACAAAGCCAUUGACUCGUUGAACAACAUCAGCUUGGAGUUGUCGGACGCCGAACUUGCCGAGGUGUUCAUCCCGUUGGUUCAGUCCUUGAGCCAGGGCAACUGGUUCUCCAAGAAGAUCGCCAGUUGCGGCUUGUACAAAUCGGUGCUCGUCAAGGUGCCAGCAGCCGCCAGAAUCGAGUUGUUGAACCUGUACCUCAAGCUAAUCACCGACGACUACCCCAUGGUUAGAAGAAGCGCAGCCACUAACUUGCCCGAAUUGAUCAACUUGUUGACUACGUUCACCUCCGCCAACCCCAACCAUGACAACAAGGUCAACAACGAGGACUGGGAGAUCAUCAGCAAGAUGUUCCACCAUCUCAUCAACGACGAUCAAGACUCGGUCAAGUUCUUGAGCAUCGACGUGUUGAUCGCCAUCUUGGAGUUCUUCAAGAACAUUGGUGAGGACAGCUUCAACUCCGACUUCUUGACCUCGGCGUUGAAGCUCAUCAGCGACGAGCUGUGGCGCGUCAGAUACACGGCUGCCGACAGAUUCAGCAAGAUAGCCGAGAACUUCGAGUCGAAGGAAGAGGAGUUGUUCCAGCUUAUCGACCCUUUCAUCAAGUUGAUGAACGACAAUGAGGGAGAGGUCAGAAAGGCCGUGUGCAAGCAGUUGCCUGAGUUCUGCCACUUGUUGAUAAAGUACAAGUCCACCAAGGCCACCAUUUUGUCCAAGAUCAUCCCCGUUUUGAACGACUUGUCGCAAGAUAACCAGGAAAACGUCAGAGCUUCGUUGGCUUCGAGCAUAACCAAGUUGUCCCCCAUCUUGGAAAGGCAGUCCACCAUCGACAAGUUGUUGCCUAUCUUCUUGACAAUGUUGAAGGACGAGUUCCCAGACGUCAGAUUGAACAUCAUCUCCAAUUUAUCUGUGGUCAACGAAACCAUCGGUAUCAAUCUUUUGUCCACCAACUUAUUGCCAGCUAUAACCGAAUUGGCUCAGGACCACAAAUGGAGGGUCAGAUUGGCCAUCAUUGAAUACAUGCCCAAGUUGGCUAAUCAAUUGGGCGAGUCCUUCUUCAAAGACGAAUUGUUGUCGUUGUGUAUGUCGUGGUUGUGGGAUCCUGUGUUCGCCAUCAGAGACGCUGCCGUCAAGAACUUGAAGGAAUUGACCACCAUCUUCGGCUCUAACUGGGCCAACUCCGAGAUCAUCAACCGUCUCUUGAACAACGACGACAAGAUCGACGAAGACGAUAAGAUUGAUUACUCCAAUUUCAUCAUUAGAAUUACCUGUUUGUUUGCCAUAACAAGCUUGAUUCCAGUAAUUGACUACGAGAUCAUCGAGGCCAAGAUUUUGCCAUUCAUCAACAGCUUGAUCGUGGAUGCUGUUCCCAACAUCAGAUUCAACGUUGCCAAGUCGUACCUUGUGAUCGUAGAGAGCUUGGUCAAGAGCAACACCGUUGGUAAAGAUGAAUUGCACAAGUUGAUCAACACCGAGAUCCUUCAAAACUUGGAGAAGUUGCAAAACGACGAGGAUGUGGAUGUCAGGUUCUAUUCUAGCAAGAGUAUCAGAGGCAUUAAUGAGAUCUUAGCCUAG
Molecule: messenger RNA, 1884 nt
Organism: Suhomyces tanzawaensis NRRL Y-17324
Lineage: Eukaryota; Fungi; Ascomycota; Pichiomycetes; Serinales; Debaryomycetaceae
Gene: TPD3
Product: protein phosphatase 2A structural subunit
Exons: 1
Coding region: 1-1884 (627 amino acids)
Biological process (GO): protein dephosphorylation
Cellular component (GO): cytoplasm; protein phosphatase type 2A complex
Molecular function (GO): protein binding; protein phosphatase regulator activity
Source: RefSeq, a predicted model, not a curated record